This is a messenger RNA of Colletotrichum spaethianum, 1758 nucleotides long. RefSeq names its product putative RING finger protein. Gene Ontology annotation, cellular component: cytoplasm; nucleoplasm. Gene Ontology annotation, molecular function: zinc ion binding. NCBI's taxonomy places the organism in Eukaryota, Fungi, Ascomycota, Sordariomycetes, Glomerellales, Glomerellaceae. The record is from RefSeq and is a predicted model, not a curated record. The transcript has 2 exons. Bases 1 to 1758 code for a protein of 585 amino acids.
AUGGAGUCCCACAACACCAGAGGCGGACACCUGGAUGCCACGGCUGGCCGGGAGGUGGUCUAUUGCCACGCCUGCUCGCACGAGUGGUGGCAAGACGAGCAUGGUCUACAGUGCCCUCGCUGCGAGAGCGAGAUCACAGAGAUCGUCUCUCCCGAGAACGAUCCACGAGAAAUUCAGGACGGCCCCCCGCUUCAUGACUCUCCAGGCCGCAGAGGCAGAUACGACGACGACUCGGAUCCCGAGGAGGCCGACAUAGAGGAGCACUUGCACCGCGGUCCUGGGGGGUUUGUCGUCCACCGAACAAUAUGGGACAACUCCCAGCGGCCGGGACAGAGCCCGAACCCGGACACACGCCAGCCGCCAGAUGCGAAUGAUGGCGACCAGAUUAUUCGGCGCUUCAUUGACAUGGUCAACGACUUUGGCAUGGGCAUGCCCCCGCGGCCGCCCGACGAAACCCGCCCUCCUGGUUUCGGCGGCGGCGGUCUCUUUGGCGGUCAGGGCAAUGUUCGCACCUAUCACAGAGCAGGCCCUGGAGGCACCACAAGCUUCACGAUCGCUACCGGGCCCAUCCACAUUCAUCAAGGAGGUGGCCAUUCUCCUGUUGGACCUGGAAGCGAUCCGUUUCAGUCGUACGUCCGCCUCAACCCCCGUGGCCAGCCGCCCUCUGGACCUCGAAUCACGGUGGUUUCCAUCAGAGCGAACGCUAACCAGGCUCCCAGUAUCUUCAGCAGCGUCCUAGCCGGAGUAGGACCUCCCCAGGCCGGAGGCAUGCCAGGUCCCGGCCAGGGCCAGCGGGCAGCGGGCGGAGCGCCCACGCUACUUCAUGAGAUUCUCAGCAUGCUCAACCCGGCCAACGCCUCGCAUGGUGACGCAGUGUACACCCAAGAGGCCUUGGACCGCAUCAUCUCCCAGCUGAUGGAGCAAAACCCGCAGAACAAUUCGGCACCCCCGGCAACUGAAGACGCACUUAGCAAGCUGCAACGCAAGAAGGUGGACAAGGAGAUGUUGGGCCCUGAAGGCAAGACCGAGUGCACCAUUUGCAUCGACGAUUUUAGCGAGGGCGACGACGCCACGGUGCUACCCUGCAAGCACUGGUUCCAUGACCAGUGCGUCGUCAUGUGGUUGAAGGAGCACAACACUUGCCCGAUUUGCCGCACUCCUAUCGAAGAGCCCAACAACAAUAAUACCAACAAUGCCAACGCAAACGGCUCGAACAAUAAUCAAAACGUCAAUGCUUCUCAACGUGCGCCCACCGUGGCGACAGGCUCGUCGGAAGGCUCACAUCACCCCCUUGGUUGGAGCGAUGCGCCGCCCGGAAUGCCUGGCCACUGGGGAGCAACGGCUUUCUCUCCCCGCCCGCCCUUUUAUCAACAAACCCCGCCAGUCCCCGAUGACUCGACGAGACCCCAGAGAUCACCAACGACUGAUUGGGAUGUGCCCUUUUCCAUCUACGGAGGUUCCAGCACAAGUCGAGACGACCCUCGCAACGCUGACCUGCCUUCGCAUCCCCCUGAGGCCAGUCGAACGCCCAGCUUCCGUCUGCGUCGGGAUUCACACUCUCCCCCCAGUCUGCGCCGGCACCAGUCUGAUUCGUUCCGAGCUAGGGAACGGAGCCCAUCGUCUGGCAACUGGGAAAGAGACCGCGACAACAACCAGGACGCCGGUUCAAACCACGGUCCGCUGAACUGGCUGAGAAACCAGUUCUCCCGAGGAUCUGGGUCGGGAGACAACAAUGCGCGAGAGCGACGGAGACCAUAG